GUUCUUGUAUUUAUAUAUUGGAUUUCAUGUUUAGUUUUAUUAUUGGUACUAUCACUACAGUCCUGUUAAACAGUGAAUGGAAAUAAAAAUAGGGAACAUUAUAUUAAUAUGUAGUUUAUUUAAAACCGUAUGAAAGGAAAUCCAUUCUUAAAAAAAAAAAGAUGCUGAAUUUGAGACUCUUAGUGCAAACAAAGCACCCCGCCCUUCUACAGGCGCGCGCAGGUAAAGUACUCCAAGCAGCUUUACGGUGACAAUGGUCAAAAGCAAGCGUCAUUACGUCACCGGGAAAGAUAACUGUCGUGAUUUGAGUUUCACUUUUUGUUUGAAACGUCUAAUUACACAAAUUUGUUUUAAAAUAAUGUCGUAUAAAUUCACAUAUAAAUGACAUCAUGUUUGGUUGCAUUUUAUUGAUAUGGUUUACGUUAGUAUUUGAUCUGGUUUUCUUGUUGUUGUUGCAUGUGACACUUGAGGAAAUGAGACACCCCAAGUGUGGAGGUGUCCCAGUCGGCGAUGCAGUUCCGCAACGCAGUGCGGCACCAAGGGGAUUCGAGACGUGACCAAAAGCGAGCUGGAAACCCGCCCACUCGGUUCUGGUCGACGGAACUUCUGCUUGAAUUGGAAGCAUCCUCAGCUGGAAGUGUCGACGCAGGCGCUUGCUUGGGAUGGAAAAGUCGUGUCGAGUUAGACGCAAUAAACAGGAACCAACAAAAGGGUUGCUUUCACAAUUAAAUACUAGCGCGACGAAUAACCAAUGGAUCCUUUGUGCUGUUUGGCUUCGAGAGGCUUUAUUUUGAAACACCACACCCGGAAUAUUUCUCCAAAUGCGUUGACAUCUCCAGGACGCCCUCUGUGGGCGCUGCCGGCUCACCACCGAGGAGCAACCGCGAGUGGGAAACGAGGAGGCCGGAGCCGGACGUGACUGCGGCAGCGACGCUCAUGUGAUGGGGAAUGAGGCUGUUGGCGGCGGCGGGGGGAAUAACUGUCCUGCUGGGAAGGCUGGCCAACAUUCCUACAUCACUUCCUCCGCCGACAUCUGGCAAUGAUCAGGGCGAGAGGGAGCGGAGGACGUGUGUAGCGCAAGUAGCUGCAGCGGUGCAGACAUGAGCGUCACCUCCUGGUUCUUGGUGAGCAGCGGGGGGACUCGCCACCGACUUCCCCGCGAAAUGAUCUUUGUCGGGCGGGACGACUGCGAGCUCAUGCUACAGUCGCGCAGUGUGGACAAGCAGCACGCCGUCAUCAACUACGAGCCCGGCUCAGACGAACACAAGGUGAAGGACCUGGGCAGCCUGAACGGGACCUUUGUGAACGAUGUUCGCAUUCAAGAGCAGAUGUACAUCACCCUCAAGUUGGAGGACAAACUGAGGUUUGGAUAUGAUACUAACUGGUUCACUGUGGAGCGAGGCGAGCUCACAGUGCCUGAAGAGGCUCUCAAGCAUGAAAAAUUCACCAGCGGCCUCCAGCUGAGCAAGAAGCCGUCCAAAGGUGAAACGACCUCGAGCAGGUCCCCCAUUAAGACCCCAUCAAAGACGCAAAAGCCUCCCGGCGGCGGUACCCCCAGGCCCGGCCAAACAACAACAGAUGGGGUCUCUCCCUCCAAAGAGCCCCCACCCAAACCUGCAGACUCUCACAAAACCGAAGAAAGGAUUGGAGUGGAUGUUACAGCCCUUCCUCGCGGAACCCCCCUGUAUGGCCAGCCGGCGUGGUGGGGGUACGGGGACGCGGAUGACGAGAACUCCUGCAAGCAGGAAAGCAAGAUGCCCGGGAAAAAGCCCGAGCUCACAGAGGGGAAAGAGGUUCGCCGUGCAGACGACGGCCACAAUCCAAGUUACUUGGAGAUCCCGACCAAGGAAAAUCAUCACGCGGCCACCAACGGCAUCCAUGAGAUCCCCACCAAGGACACGGAGGGAAGCGGCUCUCACGGCGGCGCAGCUCAAGGCCACGCCUCCUUCACGAUAGAGUUCGACAACACUUCCCCCGGGAGGGUCACCAUCAAAGACCACGUCUCGAAGUUCAUGCCGGGCCAGCACAGGUCCCGCGCCAAGAGGAGCGGCGGGGCCACGGGGAGCAGGGACCUGAGCACGCUGCAGGCGGCCAUGAUGGCCUCGGAGAGCAAGGUGGCCGACUGGCUGGCGCAGAACGACCCCACGCUGAUCCGCGGCGAGUCCACGGAGGACGACAGCAAGAGCAACAAGAGUGACGUGCCGGUGCAUCUCAAAAGGCUGAAAGGCAGCAAACAUGAAGAUGGCACCCAAAGCGACUCCGAGAACGGUCUGGGCCUGCGCUUCGCCAGCCGGCGCCACGCCCUCGAGGAACGUCUAAAAACGGCGCACGCCCACGUGGGAUUAGGAGGCGGCGCGGGAGCAGCCGCUGAGAACGGGGCCGGCGGGUCCCGGGCGGGCGGCGGCCGCACGGCCUUCAUGAUAGAGUUCUACGACGAGGAGAACCCCCGCAAGCGGCGCUCGUAUUCGUUUUCCCAGACCGCGCCUCUGCUGAGCGGCGCUGGCGGCGAGGGGCUUUGCCCGCAACCCCCCUCUCAGCCCAAAGUGUUUAGCAUCUCCACCUCAGCUACCACCGUCUCAGACUCGGGUAAAGUACCGGCCCCGAUCUCUGCCACGGUGGCUGCCGGCGCCCCCACGGCGGCCCGCGUGCUCCUCAAGCAGCGGUCCGAAGACCCCAGCGUGGGCCGCAGUUCAAUCAGCACGGGCCUGGCGACGGGGAGCCCCACCAGCGCCAGCGAGGACACCUCAUUCGCGGGGCAAGCGGCCGUGGCGGCCGGCAAAGAGGCGGGGGACGACCGCAGCGAUAACGGCACCUACACGAUCGAGCUGGAGAAUAGAAACCCGGAGGAGGAGGAGGCCAGGCGCAUGAUUGACAAGGUGUUUGGGGUGCAGCAGAACCAGGACUCAUCUAUAUCAGACCCCCAAGGGGAGGAAAGAGGAAAGGAAACAGGAGAUACAGGAAAAAAGGCUCCUCUGACUGACUCCAGCUGGGUCUCCCAGUGGGCAAGUUUGGCCGCCAACCACACCCGGACCGAUCCGGAAGGCUCUGGAGCCGAGACCGCCGUCUUCCAGGACAAAGAAAGAGGAGGGGAUGCCUUGAAGUCCAGUGCGCCCUUCACCCGAGGCGAAUCCUCGUCAAGUCUGACCGACCGCAAGCGCAGGACCCUCCCCCCUCUCCCCGUGGACAAACCCGGCGGCGCCAAACCUCAGACGCCACGGCCCGAGAUCGGGGAAAAGCAGGAUACGGAAGCCCAGGAGAAAGAGAACAAGGGGGACGGGGAAUCCCCGCCGCCACCCACGGAGAACGGGGACAUGAAUGGCAAAAGCAAACCCGGCGCCACCUGCUCGCCGAGCAAGGCCGCCGGGCGGAGCUCCGGCAGCGCUGAGCGCAGGAACAGGUCUGAGAAAAGGAAGGAGGAGGAAGAAGAUGGCGGACACAAGUCCGGGAAGCCUCUGGUGCGCCAAGGCAGCUUCACCAUCGAGAAGCCCAGUGGCAGCGUCCCCACAGAACUCAUCCCACGCAUCAACAGAGGUGGCGCCGGAACCCGCGAGCGCAGCGACUCUGUGGGAAGUAUGGACACGGCUACGCUCCUGAAGGACACCGAAGCCGUCAUGGCCUUCUUAGAGGCCAAACUGAGGGAUGAAAACAAACUUGAGCCCAAGCCCGCUAAAACCAGCAGCAGUAUCAGCAGUCAGGUCUCGGGCUACAACUGCCGCGCUCGGACCAACUCAGUCUCCCCGGAGUCGGACGUGGACACGGCCAGCACCGCCAGUCACGUGGCCGGCGAGGCCGACGGGAAGGGCGGCGGCGUGCAGAAGCGACGUUCCCUCAGCACUAUGCACCGGGAAAAGAGCAACAUGAGCGUGGCCUCCAAGUCCGCCGUCUCCGCCGGCACGCGUGACCGAUUAGAGAGGAAGCCCAAAAGCAGAACGGCGGAAGCGACGAGUCGGACCGAGGCGCGCCGCUCGGUUCACCCGUCGUCUUCCAGAGCACGCCAACCGUCCCUCGAGCUCACGGACGAUGAUCAGACUUCCUCCUUCCCGAUUUCGGACAUCCUCUCAUCAGACCAGGAGACUUACUCCGGGUACGGCUUGGAUGCCAAACGCGAGAGCAGGUCCGCCAGGAACGCCGUGAGCGGUUCCUCCAAAAGCAGCCGUACCCUCCAGGCCGCUACGUCGUCCUCCUUGAGCAAGCAGGCAGCGCUGCCCAAACCGCGUCCCACUCGAGCCUCUCUCCUGCGCCGAGCCCGACUCGGGGACACCUCCGACACGGAUCUGGCCGACGCGGACAGAGUCUCGGUGGCGUCUGAGGUGUCCACCACCAGCUCCACCUCUAAACCGCCGUCCGGUCGGGCGGGAUUGUCGCGUCUGGACAUGCUGGCGCAGCCACGCCGCAACCGGGUGGGCUCCAUCUCGGCACGCAGCGACUCGGAGUGUGUUUCGGCGCGGAGCUCGACGGCGUCGCCGCGCCUUUCGGCCGAGACGGCUUUGCGUCUGGGGUUGCGCUCGUCCACGCCCACCGAGAACAAGCUGACCCCCAGGAUGAGGGCCAACAGUGUGUCCAAGCUGAACGAAGCCAGAACCAAGACCGCUACGACCGGCUACUGCUCUCCCACAGUUUCCAGCAGCAACAGGUGGCGACGCCUGCCGCCCGAGUACGCGUCCACCUCGGAGGAAGAGUUCGGCUCGGGCCGCAACGCUCCCAAACACGGAGGGCGACCCCACACGCGGCCGCAUCACCUCGUUCCGUCCCGCGCUUCGAGACCCGCCGCGACCCCGGGCUCGGGCUCAGGAACCGUACCGGGCCAAACGCCCGCGGUAGGCGGGGCGGUGCUGAAACACCGCAUGAAGGAGCAAGACGAGUACAUCAGGGACUGGACGGCGCACAGCGAGGAGAUUGCCAGGUUAUUCCCAUGUGUGCGCAGGAUCAGCCAGGACCUGGCUAAGGACCUGGCCACGUUGGCGCGCGAGAUCCACGACGUGGCCGGCAAAAUCGACUCGGUCAGCUCGUCCGACACGGCGCCCAGCACCGCCGCCAGCACGGCCGCCACCACGCCGGGCUCGGCCAUCGACACCCGCGAAGAGGUAGGCCCGGCUCGGCCCGCGGGACCCGACUUGCGAGACAGCAUGAGACAGCUGGUGGAUCGCGUGUUUGACGAGAGCCUGAAAUUCCGGAAGGUCCCUCCCGUCAUCGACGGCGGCAAAACGCCGGAGAUCAACGGCAAGCCCGGGGCGGAGCUCCGCCCCCGGGCCCCCGAGGGCCACGAGCCCCGAGCGCUCCGGAGACGCACGUGGAACCGAGAGGAGGCGGUGCUGGACAGCCUCCUGAUCCAUUCCAUUUCUCAGCUCUCCGCCAAGAUCCGACAUUCUGCUGACAAAACGGCGGGAAAAAUCAGGAUUUUGUUCAAGGACCAGGACCGCAACUGGGAGGACAUCGAGAGGAAAUUGAAGUCCGACAGCGACGUGCCGCUCUUGACGUCCUCCAACAAGGAGAUCUCAUCUGUGCUACUUGAGCUCCGGAGAGUGGAGAAGCAGCUUGAAGUGAUUAAUCUGAUGCUGGACCCCGACGGGACGCUGGACGGCGUGGCCGCCAUCUCCCUCGGCAAGCCUCAGCCCGGCAAAACCCCGCCGGCCCCGUCCGCCGGGCCGGGACCCCAGCGGCUCCCGGCCAACGAGCAGCCGCCGGAGAUCCGUCCGGGUUCUGGGGAACCUGGCGGGAUUCCGCCCGACGCUUCCGUCGGCCUCGGCUUAACGUCCGUCGGGGGUCUGCCUUUCGCCCGCGUGCGGCCCAGCGGGAAGGAAGCCCUCGUACAGAAGUGAGACGGACGACACAAUCUGCGGAUCGUUCGCUUUCGUCCGUUCCCACUGGCAAUCAAAACAUGGAAAGGGGACUUUUGUCGGACUGAAUUUGGUUUUAAUAUCCAUAACUGAUUGUUUUGACAUCAUCCAAAAAUCUGGCAACGAACAUUUUUCGCCACAAGAAAGUCCCCAUCACGACCACAAACCCAUCAAAUGAUCCGUCGACCACAUUAGAGCGAAGACAAAAUAUCUUCAACGUUAUCGUAAUGUGCUCCGUGCCUUCCGUCAGAGACGUUAGCUCAAUAUUGUAGAAUUUUUUUUAAACAUUGACAGAAAAUGUCCAGUUUGUUGCUCACUAUAACUCGGAGGACUCAUAAACUACACAGGGUUUUUUUUAUGAUUGCCAAUUUGAAAACGGAAGGAACGAAUAAUUCAGAUUCCCAACGGACGCACGAAUGAACACGCGCGUUUGAUCGAAAUCUCGUCCUGCUCCUGCUGUGCCCCCCCCACCCCCCACACCUUUUUCAC
Messenger RNA from Syngnathoides biaculeatus (alligator pipefish), 6326 nucleotides. It is a transcript of the gene cep170aa, whose product is annotated as centrosomal protein 170Aa. The transcript is spliced from 22 exons. Lineage: Eukaryota; Metazoa; Chordata; Actinopteri; Syngnathiformes; Syngnathidae. Gene Ontology annotation, cellular component: centriole. Gene Ontology annotation, molecular function: protein binding. The record is from RefSeq and is a predicted model, not a curated record. Bases 1101 to 5819 code for a protein of 1572 amino acids.